GAGAUCCCUCCUCGCAUGGGCAGUAGACUCGAUUACAUGUUCUUGUAUGUUUCCCUUCCUCUAGUCUCAUCGUCGCCUGUGCCCAAGGAACCAUCGAAAGCCGACGCCAAGAUCAUGAAUUGUGUUGUGGAGGUAAUAUCCGACACAUUGUCCAACCCCAGCCCUUUGCCGAUCAGCCAGGAAUGCAUGGAAGCUCUCAAGGGAGAUGAGAGAAUAAUCAGCAUGCUUCGACAUCAAAACCUCCUGCGUGAAUUUCAGGAACUUGCUGCUGAAGGGGCCAAUGAGAAGGCACUCCAGAUGAAACAGAACAACGAUUUCAAAGAGAAGCAACUUGAAGUUCUCAAGAAUAAUGCCAACAAAAAGAUAUCAUCAUUGGAUAACAUUAAAGAGAAUCCAGCAGAACAGCAUAGAUCAUCUGCUGAGAAAGCGAAAAUGGAGGAGGAGGAAAUGGGAAAGGAAAAACACCCAGCUGUAAGAAGGCACCGUUAUAUGAAGCUUGGGGACACAACUACAGACUCGAGCAGCAUUAUAACCGUCAGAGAUACAGAAACCGCAAGGAAGGUUCCAAUAGGAGAUGAGUCAUUCAAAAGUAGCUCCUCUGAAAGUGAGUCCCAAGAUCAGAGGCAAAGUGAGGAGCAUAGCACAGAAGCACAUGAAGAUGAAUACAUCGAGGAAGUGGGUGAAGAUCACAUCAAAGAGAGUAGUGAGGAGGAUGAGGAAGAAACUCACAACCCUAAUGAAGACAGUAAGGAUGAGGAGCUAACCUACAGUGAGGAACCCUCACAAGAAGACUGGGGAGACGAAGCAACCAACAGUGAUAGUUCGGAGGUGAAGGAAAAUGGUAAGGGCUCAGAUGAAGAAAUGAGGUCCAAUGAAGACAGCGAGAGGAACCAGAAUUCAGUAAAUGUAGAGGAAGAAUCUGCAAGCAAAAAUGAUGGAAAAGAUGAAGAGUUGUCUGAAGAGUGGGAGGAGGGGAAACAAAAGUUGGAAGAAUUAGUCACAGAGAAGAAGUUGAGAAAACAUGAAGCGAGCGAUGAAGACAAAUUGAUCCGAUUUGAAAACCAUAAACCACAUGGCAGGCACGAUCAUCUCCAACAUGUGCAGGGAAACAAAAGAUCUCAUCCUGAGGAAGUUAGGCAGAAGGACAAGAUGGCCAUUGCAUCACCUGCAUUGCGAAAACAGCUUGAUGUGGAAGAUAAGAAGGAAGAGGAAGGAAGUGCAAUCAGGAAGAAUGAGGAGCAAGAAGUGGAGAGCCUUGAGGAGAUUGAAAGUGAACUCGAAGCGAUGGCAAGGAGGUUGCACGAGAUGCGUGGUAGUUAAAUGUAGUGCGACAAAGCUAAGUAACGAAGCAACUACCAGCACCUUCAAAGUACACUUUGUUUGACAAUUAAUAUUUGAUCAAGUGCACCAAAAUCACCAGUGCUCGAAACACAAUCCCUUUAUUUACUCUUUGAGGUGCUGUCAUACUUAGGCUCACAAAAAUCAUUUUGCAUUUUACUUUGGGCAACACCCAUGGCGAUCUUUUCUUUCCAUCAUAGCUGAUCGAGUUUGCAAUAUUUUACUUUAUUGAUUGAAAUGCGAUGGCUUUUUAGAAUACCCUACGAAGAGAUAUGAAAUAUUGUUGUACUUGGUCACUGUGCCAAGUCAAAUUAAUUGUACUGUACAUUCUAUAUACAAUUUAUGUAAUUAAAGUAACUUUAGCCCAUGGUCUUUGCAACUUU
Leucoraja erinaceus (little skate) is the source of this 1721-nucleotide messenger RNA. RefSeq names its product chromogranin A (gene chga). Gene Ontology annotation, biological process: defense response to bacterium; negative regulation of insulin secretion; negative regulation of catecholamine secretion. Bases 16 to 1320 code for a protein of 434 amino acids. The transcript is spliced from 6 exons. The record is from RefSeq and is a predicted model, not a curated record. Gene Ontology annotation, cellular component: chromaffin granule. NCBI's taxonomy places the organism in Eukaryota, Metazoa, Chordata, Chondrichthyes, Rajiformes, Rajidae.